Molecule: messenger RNA, 1690 nt
Organism: Dreissena polymorpha
Lineage: Eukaryota; Metazoa; Mollusca; Bivalvia; Myida; Dreissenidae
Product: NIF3-like protein 1
Exons: 7
Coding region: 178-1356 (392 amino acids)
Cellular component (GO): mitochondrion; cytoplasm
Source: RefSeq, a predicted model, not a curated record
UUAUUUUUCGACAAUUCACUCGUUUUCAUGUCAUAGAUUCUCUAUGAUUUCUAAAAUAGUUUAGUUACCUCCCUUAUGUACAAAACCGACAAGAAAUGAUGAGUGUUUAACUACAAACUGCCCAAUUACAUUUAUGCAAGGUGUCCCAAUCAAGAAAGUUUGGCGUCUGUUAUUUCAAUGAUAACCCAAUAUUUACGUCUGUCUAGAUUGGCAAGGCUUUGCAGCAAACAGACACGAAUACAGACUUUAGCCACCCCAUUUAUGUACAGGCUGUACUGUCAGAAAACUGAUUCUGCCUCUUCAAUUGGAGCCAACUGUGACCCAAUGGAUCUCUCCAAUGUAAUAAAAAAGUUAAACAAAAUGGCACAUCCAUCCCUAGCAGGCAGCUGGGAUAAUGUUGGCCUCUUAGUAGAACCAUCACCGCCUCACAUAGUGAACAUGAUCCUUCUCACAAAUGACCUCACUCCUCCUGUCGUUGAGGAAGCAAUCUUGAGGAAGGCAGACCUGAUCGUGUCCUACCACCCGCCAAUAUUUUCUGCCCUGAAGAAACUUACCCAAAGGCAGUGGAAGGAGAAGAUUGUGAUACAGUGCUUGGAGAAAAAGAUGGCCGUCUUCUCCCCUCAUACUACAUAUGACUGCUUGCUAGGCGGUGUCAAUGACUGGCUCAUCGGAUGCUUUGAGUGCAAAGAUAUCCAGCCUGUUGAACAACAUACAGAAAUGCUGAACAAUUCAACCCAUGUUGUGGAGUUCGACACCCAGUCAGAGAUAUCAAGUCGUCUACACGCCAAGUUCAAAACCAUACAGGAUAGUUCUGUAGCACAAUGUUUGCAAGGUGCUGAUGGCCUGGUCCAUAUGAAGGUGAUGUGUAGCAAGGCAGCUCUAACUCAAAUCAUGGCCAGAUUAAAAGACUUUGAUAUGGCAAACAUAUCCAAUCUACAAUUCAUGCAGUUGUCUGAGGUUCCGAAGGUUGGAUACGGUAUGGGACGGAAGUCCAAACUGAAGUCCAGUGUAAGUCUCGACGAUGCAGUCAAUACAGUGAAGAAGCAUCUCAAACUGGAUCAUGUUCGGCUUGCAGUUUCACCUGAGACCAAAGCGGUGAGCAGUGUUGCGGUGUGUGCUGGUUCAGGCAGUAGUGUGCUCCAUAAUGUCCCAGCAGACCUGUAUGUGACGGGGGAGAUGUCACAUCACGAGGUACUUCACGCCAUGUACAGCGGCACAUCCGUUAUACUCUGUGACCAUAGCAACACGGAGAGGGGCUACCUAGUGGCAUUGAGGGAGAAAUACAGAGAGAUGUUCGAAGGAAAGAUUCAAGUGGAAGUGUCUGAAACGGACGCAGAUCCGUUGAAAAUUGUUUGAUUCAUUUGUUGUCUCUUCUUUUUUAAAUUAUAUUUUAUUGGCCUAAAGGGAAUUAUUAUCAGCUUUUGGUGUGUUUUUUAAGUACCUUUCCCACAUGCGAAGAAUAGUGUUUGCUGCUCAUCAGUAACUAAGGGUUUGAAAUGAAGCCUUUAAAACUUGAAUUUGGUAAAAAAGGUAUUUAAUUGAAUGUGACUUUCUAAAGGACUACAAAUGCGUCAAAAUACGUAUCUAAGUGGUAAAGGGUUAAAUGCUGUCGGUUGUAAACGUUUUUGCAAAUUUACCAAAGCAAUUUUUUUUUUCAAUUUAUGAUUAUCAAUAAACAAACAUGUUUUUA